AUGGACAGCAGCAGAAAGAAGUUGACAUUCAAGUGGUUAAAAACUGUAGUCACCUCACCCACACAUCUUCAGAGGAGGGAUGCUGGAUCAGACACACCCUCACGCUGGAAUAUGUCACCAAAUGAAUAUUCAGACACUCUGCCCCUCAGUGACUCUCCAGGACCUGAGGGCCUGGGAGCUCUAAGUCUGGACACUCCGAAGAGGAAAGCAGAGGUUCUUGGUGAAAGCACACCCUCCAUAGGCAAAGUUAAGCUGAGGAAGCUUUCCAAGAAAAAUUUUGAGACAUUCAUAACUUCAAAGGAAAAACCUAUGGACAACUCACCCAAGCAGCUGGAAUCCACAGAGAGCCAGCAAGUAUCACCACCUCUGUCUCAUUCUUUCAUCUUGAAAAAGAAAGAUAGGACGCCAGAGGAGGGAUCAAAGGCUAUCUACAGGAAAGCAGUGAUGGCUGCCCUUGGCAGCACAAAUGCAGGAUGCAGCACUUCUAACAUCCUCAGGACUGACACUAACAGCCCAUCUUUGCAACCUGUAUCGUCGCCUGUGAUGACUGAAGUGCACAGUCAAACAUCACUUGACAGAACUGUCAUAAAUAUUAACCCCUCCUCGGUCAAACCUGAGUAUACAUCCAGAGACAACAGGACUGUCCAGGAAGACGAAUGGUCCCACCCACAGGUGUUUGAGGACACACAAGCCCGAGAUGACAGCUCUGUGCCAAAAACAGACAGAAGGAGAAGAUUGUCCCUGGGGGCAAAACCUGUGUGGACCAGUUACCCCUACAAUCAGGUCAAUCAGGUUGGUUUCAUAGACACACACUGCCAUAUAGACAUGCUCUAUGGAAAACUUGGCUUCCGCGGGACAUUCAGCAGUUUUCGACGGCGGUACCAGAGCAGCUUUCCGUCAGAGUUUCGAGGCUGUAUUGCAGACUUCUGCAACCCAGGGAUCAUGGUGAAGGAGGCCCUGUGGGAAGGUUUGCUUACUGAAGACAUGGUAUGGGGGGCAUUCGGGUGCCACCCCCACUUUGCCAAAGAUUACUCAAGUGUCCAUGAACGCAACAUACUGAUGGCCAUGCGACAUCCAAAAGCUGUGGCAUUUGGUGAGAUGGGGCUGGACUACUCGCACAAAAACUCAACCGACACCUCCAGGCAAAAAGAGGUGUUUGAGCGUCAGCUGCGUUUGGCAGUGGCCAUGCAGAAGCCUCUGGUGAUCCAUUGUAGGGACGCAGAUGAUGACCUACUGACGAUCAUGAAGAAGUGUAUUCCUAGGGAUUACAAAAUUCACAGGCACUGUUUCACAAACAGUUAUCCAGUGAUUGAGCCGUUCCUGACAGAGUUCCCCAACUUGUAUGUGGGCUUCACUGCCUUGAUCACCUACUCCAGAGCCACCGAAGCCCGAGAUGCUGUUCGCCAGAUCCCUCUUAACCGCAUUGUGUUGGAGACAGAUGCACCUUAUUUCCUGCCAACACAGGUGAGUAAAGAUGUCUGCCGGUUUUCACAUCCUGGAAUGGGCAUCCAUACUCUGCAGGAGCUGAGCCUGCUGAAGGGAGAAGAUAUGGCCACAGUCCUCGCCACCGUCCGAAACAACACCACUCAGCUCUACGGAAUAUGA
Molecule: messenger RNA, 1605 nt
Organism: Seriola dumerili (greater amberjack)
Lineage: Eukaryota; Metazoa; Chordata; Actinopteri; Carangiformes; Carangidae
Gene: tatdn2
Product: TatD DNase domain containing 2
Exons: 6
Coding region: 1-1605 (534 amino acids)
Molecular function (GO): hydrolase activity, acting on ester bonds
Source: RefSeq, a predicted model, not a curated record